AUGACGACGUUACGAAUUCAAGGGAAGGAUAUCCCGGACUUGGAUGGGAAAAUUGCUGUUAUAACUGGAGGCUCAUCUGGAAUUGGAUGGGCUACGGCCACCAUAUUUGCCAAUAAAGGCGCCGAAGUCUACAUCCUUGAUAGAGAAGAGCCGAAUGCAUUUAUUCCACAAGGAAUAAAGUACUUGUAUUGCGAUAUUACCCAAUGGUCUGAUAUCGUUGCAGCACUGAAGAGGGUCGGAGCUUUUCACAUCGCUGUCGCUAAUGCCGGAGUAAGCGAAGACGCAGAUUAUCUCAACGAUACGUAUGAUGAGAGGGGUGACUUGGUCGAGCCGGUAUACAAGGUCAUCGAUGUCAAUCUCCGAGGAACUCUCAACUUUGUCAAACUUGCCUUGCACGGCAUGAAGAAAAAUUCUGUCGAGGGCAGCAUAGUGAUAACUUCGAGUGCAACGGCGUACUCUGCUGAACAGUCUCUGCCUGUUUACAGUGCUACGAAAGCCGCGUUGGUCAAUUUUAUUCGAGCAAUGCGCUCUAACCUCAGCGACACUGGGAUCACUAUCAACACUGUUGUACCAGCCGCGACCAUCACCAAGCUUUUACCGGCGGAUCUGGCAGCCCCAAUUAUAGCAGCCGGAUUGCCCGUUAGUAGUGCUCACUUUGUGGGGCUUGCUGUUGCAUACUCGGCAACUGCUUUAGAACAGCACAAGGUAGAGGGAUACGGGAAAGACACGGAGGAGUGGAAGGGGUUGCCAGGGCGCUGGAAUGGACGAGCUAUCUUGACAUUAGGGGAUAGAUACACGGAGCUUGAAGGUCCCAUCUCCGAUGCGCGCGUAUUAUGGUUCGGGGAGGCGAAUCUCUCCGAGACUAGGAUGCAGCAAGCAGCUACAGACUUUAGACAGUUGUAA
Molecule: messenger RNA, 903 nt
Organism: Fusarium sp. VM40
Lineage: Eukaryota; Fungi; Ascomycota; Sordariomycetes; Hypocreales; Nectriaceae
Source: the annotation of a GenBank genome assembly